AGUGUCCUGAAACUUAAUCUCAUUGUCUGGCCAGAGGAGGAAGUAAUCCCUAGUUUCAGCAGAUUCUAAUACACUGGUAUAUAAUAGGAUCACCAAUACAUGACAGGAAGAAACAAAGAUAAGUGAAAAAUUAUCAAUAUAGGUUACUGAGUAGUAGUAAAAAAAGCAAACUAAAAACAAGGGAAGAGGAGAUUAUAGACAUAGAGAAUGUCUGACAACAAAGAAAGGAAGCGUCAAGGAGUUCCCAAUGAAGGCAACCAAGACACAUCUUCAUUAACUGAUGCUGUAGAGCAAGUUGCAAAGCAACAACAAUCACAAGCAUCAGAAAUAGAGAAGAACAAAAAAGUUCUGUUCAAUCUGCAGAAUGAACUUCAUGAGCUUAGAAAACAAAUAGCAGCUGUCUCUGCAGAAACUAAAGAAACAGAAAGACAAAUGUAUCAGCAAGAUACUGCCAUAGAGAAUACCAAACUUCAGUGUGAUAGCCUGGAAACUCAAAUCAAAUCCUUAAAUUCAGAAAAUGUAAAGCUUAAAUUUGACAUAGAAGCAGCCCAAGAAGAUUUUGAAGAACACAUGAUAAAAUAUAAUGCAUAUUAUGCAAAAAUAAAAGCACAUAAAGAUAGUUUGGGAGAAGUAGAGAGCAAAUGGUCAUUUAUGACUGAACUCCAUGAAAAACGAGAUCUUGUUAAAAAACUAAGGAUGAUGAAAGAGGAACUUAUGCAAGAUCUCCAAAAUCCAGGAGGGAACCGAAUAACACAAGUACAGGAAGACAUUACAAAGUUAAAGGAUACAAUUAUAACUGUUAAAGAAUCUAUCAUUGAAAAAACGUAUUUUCUUGAGGAAGAAAAAAAGACACAUGAAAAAUUAAAAAAAGAAAUAGAGGUACAACAUAAGAGAUACGAUGCAAUUCUUAAGCGUUUGCAUUGUCAGGUGAACAAGCUUCAGGCAAAUAGAAGACAAUGGCAAUGGAACAUUGAACAACUGGAAAAAACUGCAGCUGAACUAAGAAGAUGCAUUGGAACGCAAGAGUAACAUUGUCAUCAGUCAAUGUGGAACAUAGACC
This is a messenger RNA of Carlito syrichta (Philippine tarsier), 1060 nucleotides long. RefSeq names its product coiled-coil domain containing 122 (gene CCDC122). Lineage: Eukaryota; Metazoa; Chordata; Mammalia; Primates; Tarsiidae. The record is from RefSeq and is a predicted model, not a curated record. Bases 208 to 1029 code for a protein of 273 amino acids. The transcript is spliced from 6 exons.